This is a messenger RNA of Mauremys reevesii (Reeves's turtle), 1503 nucleotides long. RefSeq names its product butyrophilin subfamily 1 member A1-like. The transcript has 10 exons. Lineage: Eukaryota; Metazoa; Chordata; Testudines; Geoemydidae. Gene Ontology annotation, molecular function: signaling receptor binding. Gene Ontology annotation, cellular component: external side of plasma membrane. The record is from RefSeq and is a predicted model, not a curated record. Bases 1 to 1359 code for a protein of 452 amino acids. Gene Ontology annotation, biological process: T cell receptor signaling pathway; regulation of cytokine production.
AUGAGCGCUGAGAACAUGGAGAUGAGGUGGUUCCGAUCCAAGUACUCGCCAGUUGUGCACCUGUACCGUGAUGGGCAGGAUCAGUACGGUGAGCAGAUGCCGGAAUAUCGAGAAAGAACUGAGCUCUUGAAAGAUGACAUCACCACUGGGAGAAUUUCCCUGAGAAUACGUGAUAUUCAACUCUCAGAUGAUGGGCAGUACAAGUGUUUUUUUAAAUCCAAUGUGUCUUAUGAAGAAGCUUUAUUGGAACUGCAGGUGGCAGGUUUGGGCUCUGCUCCUGUCAUCUCUGUGGAGGGACAUCAGGACAGAGGGAUCCGGCUUGUGUGUCGAUCAGCCGGAUGGUACCCAGAGCCCAAGGCUCAGUGGAGAGAUCUCCAGGGGCAGCUCCUACCAUCAGCCUCUGAAGAAAUAACCCCAGAGGCCAAUGGCCUGUUUCAAACAGAGAUUGCCAUUGUUCUAACAGAAGAGUCCAACCAGAAAGUGUCCUGCUCUGUCGGGAACCCUCGACUCAACCAGGAGAGAGAGUCAGUGAUUUCCAUUGCAGAGCUGUUUUUCCCACGAGUCAAUCCUUGGAUGGUGGCUCUGGGGGUGAUCCUGGCUGUUCUUCUUCCCCUGGCCGGUUACUGCUUUUGGAGGCAACACAGAGUGAAAGAUACCCUACGACCUGAUAUGGAGAGCAGGAAAGAGGCUCUGCGAUCUGAGAUGGAGAGAGAGAAAGAGGCUCUGCGAUCUGAGAUGAAGAGGCAGAAAGCGGAAUACGAGGCAGUGAAAGAACUGGGACUCAUCAGAGCCCGAAGCUACGCAGUGGACGUGACUCUGGAUCCAGACACGGCAAAUCCCUGGCUCGUCCUGUCUGAGGAUUGGAAACGUGUGAGGCGCGGAGACAAAUGCCAGGAUCUGCCCAACAACCCUGAGAGAUUUGAUCAUUGUUUCUGUGUCCUCGGAACUGAGCAGUUCACGGGUGGGAGGCAUUACUGGGAGGUGGAGGUGGGACACAAGUUAGGCUGGGACCUGGGGGUUUGUAGGGAAUCUGUGAGCAGGAAGGGGAAGGUCACGUACACACCUAGGAAUGGAUACUGGGUUGUAUGGCUGAGGGGUGGGGGAUACAGGGCCAGUACCUACCCCAAGACCCUCCUCCGUGUGAGCAUUAGGCCCAGCCGGGUGGGGAUUUUCCUGGACUAUGAGGCGGGCGAGGUCUCGUUUUACAAUGUGACUGACGGGUCCCAUCUCUUCACUUUCACUGACACCUUCUCCGGGACACUCCGCCCUUAUUUCCAUCCCUGUCGCUGGAGUAAAAACGCGGCUCCCCUGAUAAUCUGCCCGGUCUCAGCUCAGGCCGGAGGGAAUCUCUGUCCCUGACAGUGACCCCGCGGCACAGACUGGCCUCUCCCAGCUCUUCUGCUCUUCCCACCGCCAGUGCGGGAGGCCAAUUGCUGCAGUAACUGGACUUUUUGUGCUGACCGGACGCUGCCAGUUUCCCUUUUCAGCUGGAGGUUCCAGUCG